AUGAAAGCUGAGAGAGGUCUCAGCAUCAACAAUCCGAACGAAUCCUGGCUGGAAAGCAAGGGAACGUGGUUCACCUAUGUAUUGCUCAUUAUAAUCGGCCAUUUGGUUAUUUUGAGCGUGCCUUUUUUCGAUACCCCGACAGCAUGGACCCUUACAAAUAUGUUCCAUAAUUUGGUAAGAUUACAAAUUCGUAGUGUUUAAUUUACCGCCUAUUUUUUCGAUCAAUUUUGUCUUGACUGGGAAAUCUGAUUUGGCUUUUGUAUCAGCUGUUGGUUUAAAAUAGUAAUUUAUUUAAUGUAAAAGAAGGUAUGUUUAGAUUGAUCAAGUUAAUUUGUCCCGAAAAACGGUUGUUAAUUUAGUGUAUAAAUUGUGAUUGUCGUAGUAUUUAUGUUUGAUUAACUUAUUAUUUCGCUGUUCAAUAUUACUGCUGGUCUGGUACUUUUUCAAGAACCAAUGUAGCUUAUUUUGGAGUAAGCUACAAUUUAACAGUUGCACAAAAAUUUACAUUUGAGUACCUGCAACUACAAUCCAAACUACACGUAUGUCGUACUGGUGGUUCCCCCUGGUUUUUCUGAUUAUUGAUGAGCUUACAGUUUAGUUUUGAUUGUUUUGAAUCAUCCAGAAUAUCUGAAAGGUUUAUAAAAAUGUGCUAGUGUAACUUCUUUUGCAAUAAGAUGCAUUGAAUUGGUUAGUUUAGUAUAAAGAGAUGUUCAGUAUAAAUUUCAGUAUACAUUUAAUAUGUAUUGACACUAGUCAUCUCUUAUUAAUUGCUUGUCAUGCUGUCGCUGUGUUAUUACGGUGAUAAAACCAUUUUGACCACAGCAAAACCUCAAUAUAACAAAGUGCCAAGGGGUUAGCAAAAUUUGUUUGCUACAAUGAGGUUUCAUUAUACCAAGGUGCUUUUGCAUAUAAUAAUUUUUACAAUAAUUGGGGUAAAGAAAAUCAUUCAUUAUACUGAGGACUUUGUUAUACGGAGGUGCAUUAUAUGAAGGUUCCACUGUAACAUGGUUAUUUAUUAAUAUCAUGACUGACAAAUAAUUAGCCCUUAAUUUUGGUGCAAAGUCUCAGCGUUAAGUUAUAAUUUACCUGUGAAAAUGCCAUAUUUCCAUGGCAACAUUUCCUGUAUUUCAAGCCAGUUGGUUCCAAAGGCUGAGUCAUUCGAAAGAAGAUAAAUGCAAAUCCAGUUUUAGUUAACAUGACCAUAGCCUGCAAAAACAUCCGUUUCUCCAUACUCUUCGAUGCUGGGAUGUUUUGCAUGGAGGAACGUCUGCGACUCAGCGACAGAAAUUCCAUACUGAUGACGCAAAUCAAUGUGUACAUAAUAAAUCCGGUAGUCAUGGGGCUCCAAAUAUAAAUUUGUCCCAUUUUACGAACGUUAUGGUCGAUUUUGGCAAAGUGUUUUGUUCAUGUGCCAACAAGCUACGGCAAAACUCAAAUGCUUCUUCUAGAAAAGACUAUAUUCCACAAACAUUGACUGUUUUGUCAGAGAUUCUUCACGUUUACAUUUGACCUUUGUGGCUUUUUGUCUUUUCUCUGUCAUUCGUAAACAAUAGCUAAAAGAAUGUAACUACUCCUUGGACCAAUCUGCGCUUCUGACCGGAAUUCAGACAGAUUUUACGUCAUAAGUAUGGAAUUUCUGUCACUGAGUCGCAGACGUUCCUCCAAGCGAAACGUCCCCAGCAGCGAAAAGCGUGGAGAAGAGGAUGUUUCCUCAGGCUAACAUGACCACUCAGAUACUCUCUUUAAAGUUAGCCCAGGAUUAUUUUUAACCAGGCUUGGGACAAUUUGGGUCAGGUUCUUAGACGCUAUGAUUGAAAUGUCAGGGUAUCAGAAUUAGACGUCAGAAUAGUUCAUCCCUUCAAAGAUCAAAUAGCCUCCAUUGCAGCUCAUAGGCAAUUGCAUGAUCUCAGCAAUAAGGUUGCCCUCUCUUUACAACCUUUUUUGUCAGCAAAAAAUUGGAGCCAGGCCUAAAGCUGAUAGAAAUUAAGCCGAGUAUUGUAGGUCCGCAUUACAUAAUAUUUAUCAAAACUGCGUGACGCACAUUAUGUUAGCUACUCAGGUCUCUAAUGACUUCCAAAAACUUAAAAAUGAGUUCAAGCAAAAAGCUUCAAGAUGGGGAAAUUAUUUUUGAAACCAAUUUUAUUUAGCCAGUAGAAAAGGUGAUCAAAAUUUGUUAGAUUGGUAAUUUUCCUUGUGUCCUAGUUCAUUCAAGACGCACAACUUAAAUUAAGCUUAGCUCUCUGCUGGGGUUUUAUCCCUAGUAAACUAGGUUCAAAACUGGUUUAAGCUGACAUUGAAUUCCACCUACAACAAAGGUGUUGCACAUAACUUUGUGAAACCAACUGAAAAAAGUGAAAAAUGAAUGAAAGAUGUUCUUCUAUUCAUAUAUAUAUGUUAAAGAUCAGUAAAAAGGCUAUUGUCUUUAGGCCUAUAGUCAUUGACAUAGGAGACAGGAUAGCCUGCAAAUACAGCUGUUUCUCCUUGCUCCUCGUUGCUAAGGUCGUUUCACCAGGAGGAUCGUCUGCAACUCAGCAACAGAAAUUCCAUACUGAUGAUGUAAAUCAAUGUUUACAUAAUAAACCUGGUAGUCAUGGGGUUUCUAAUGUAAAUUUUUUUGAUUUUAUGUUUCUUCUGGUUGUUUAUGGUAAAGUUUUGUGAUCUUUCGCGAACAAGCUCCAGCAAAACUCAAAUGCUUUUUCUGAAGAAUAUAUUCUUUUAAUAUUCAGAUAGAUUCAUCACGUUUACAUUUGACCUUUGUGACAUUUUGUCUUUUGUCUUUCAUUUGUAAACAAUAGGUAAAACAAAAUAACUACUAAGUUGACCAAUCAGAGCUCCUGACAAGUUUCCAGGCAGAUUUUACGUCAUCAGUAUGGAGUUUCUGUCGCUGAGUCACAGAAAUUCCUCCUGGUGAAACAUCCCUGACAGUGAGGAGUUAGGAGAAAUGGCUGUAUUUGCAGGCUAAAGACAGGAUGGGUGUUUAGAAGGUGAACAAAUCUGAAGCUGGUCCACUUUAUAUAGACCUCAGGCUCUGGAGUUAUUUUCAGGAGUGGACACAGGAAUGAUUUAUUAAUUACAUGUGAAUCAAAAGUUUCACAUAAUCUCCCUUUUUCUUGCAGAGCAUGUUUAUUUUUCUUCAUUACCUGAAAGGAACACCAUUUCAAACAGCUGAUCAAGGCAAGGCGAGAAGACUUACUCACUGGGAACAGCUCAACCAUGGCGAACAAUUUACAGAAACAAGAAAAUUCUUUACACUUGUGCCUAUCUUCCUGUAAGUUUCUAUACCAAUCUUGCUAAAAGAGCUUCCUGUUUCUUGAAAACCUUUCCUUAUAUAUCUAAAUAAUAAGAUUAUUGUAGAGUUCGUUAUUGUGAUUUGACUAUUUUAUCAGAAUUGGGAUAAAGUGGCAGCUUAGCUUUGGCAGUAGUGUGUCCUACUUCAGAUGUCUGCCAUAAAUUAACUAAGUAAAACAAAAAUGUGUUGAAACAAUAGUAAUGAUUCUUUUGCAAAUCACUUCAAAGCCAUUCCCCUUUGUCACUCUCUACUUUGUUUUUCUUUUUUACAUGCAAUCAUCUGUCACAGUGUAGGAUUUUAUAUGUUUAUGUGAGUGUGAGAAUGUGAAGGGUGAUAAACACCCACCACAUGUACCGGGAGAGUUGAAAAAACUGACCCCCACUCCGCGGACUACCCACUGACCCCACUCCGCGGACUACUCUACGGACUACUCCGCGGACUACUCUACGGACUACCAUGCGGACUACCCUAACUAAUCAACCAAAUUUACUUUCACGGAGAAAAGAGUUAGAAGAAGCGUACCUGCCUACAAGAUCACACUUGAUAAACAGCCGCCAUCUUGAUUUUCGCCAUUUUACUCGACCCAGCUCUCCUUUAGCCUCGCCCCAGUCUUCAUCGGCCACAAGUCAGAGCACGCCGUUCAGCCAAUCGAUGACCACUAUUGGCGCUGGUAACAGUUUUUGUUAUAUUCAGCUUAAAAAUGUUUUUAAGAACUUACUUAUAGCCGUGCUUGGAAGUCACCAUAUUUUUGGAUUCACCUGGCCCACAAGGCCCUUGGAGACGUAUUCUCCUACGUAGGGCACGCAGUCGUUAUUUGGAUCGUCACGCGAGGUUUGGAGAGAAGCGUUGCGUGACGAUCCAAGAACGGAAGCUGCAAUGGACGUAGCAAUGAAGAAGAAGGGCUGGGUCGAGUAAAAUGGCGAAAAUCAAGAUGGCGGCUGUUUAUCAAGUGUGAUCUUGUAGGCAGGUACGCUUCUUCUAACUCUUUUCUCCGUGAAAGUAAAUUUGGUUGAUUAGUUAGGGUAGUCCGCAUGGUAGUCCGCGGACUAGUCCGUAGAGUAGUCCGCGGAGUAGUCCGUAGAGUAGUCCGCAGAGUGGGGUCAGUGGGUAGUCCGCGGAGUGGGGGUCAGUUUUUUUAUAUACCGAACUUUGGUGCAUGAAGUUGGUUGAGGUUAGUUGAAUCCUCUUUGUGAUGAAUUUCUCUUUUACAUUAUGUUGUCAUUAGAGUAUUUUGACAACCUUUAAAGCAGCUUCUGGUAACUGUUUAUAUCUUUUCUUCAUUGUGUGGUAAGGUAUUAUCAGAGAAAUAAAUGAUCAAAUUUUGUUGGAAAUGUAAAUGGAACGCUUCAGUUCAGUUGGAAAUUUCUUUUGAUUGAAAAAUGUUGUUUCAUUAAUGUUUUGUUGCCUUUUAAAAGGCAUUGCUUUCCUCUUAAAAACUCAUCCUUCACAUUUAAAUUUGGUAUAUUGUAUUGCGACCACCAUGUCCGAUAUGAACAAUCAAAACAGCUUGAAAGAAAUAGAGGAAAUUACAUGGCGGCGCGGAGAUACGAAAUUUCUCUUCGAGUGUUGAAAAAUAUUUCACGACUGAGCGCAGCGAACGAGUGACAUAUUUUUUUCAACACAAGAAGAGAAAUUUCGUAUCUACAAGCGGCCAUGUAAUGUUAUAUUUAUCAUAUAAACACCAAUGAACUACCAAACCAUUUCACUUUAAUAGUUUUUUGGUGCGAAAGGCCCGAUUUAUUAUGAAGCCAUAGCAACGGUGAUAUUUUUACAUGUGAAGAUAACAUGUUAUUUUCACAUGUGAAGAUAUCAAGUUUUGGUGCCGAAAGCUCACCUGGUAUUUCAGUGGUGUUUGUGUAAUAAUACUAUAUCUUUAAACUUCUUUGAACCAUAGACCAACAACACGUACAGUGUGGAACGGCAUGCAGUGUGAUGGGAUGCGUAGAACAGAGCAUUGAUUGUGAUAUUAUCACAAAAUAAAAGAGUGAUAUUGCACAUGCCUCAAAUCCAUUAGUAAAAAUCGAAAAGUACAUUGUAAUUAUUGUUUACGUCUUGUUCGAUACACAAUUUUCAUUAAACUCGUUUCAUUGACACCAAGGCAGCUUUUACCUAUUAGGUACACUAGUUUAAUAUUAAUUAUUGGUUACAUCACACUACUUCUUCUGCAAGAAUAGAAAUACCAGGGCAAGUUAAUGUAUCCAUAAUAACUAUGGAUAAAAUUAUAGCUUGCUCAUUGGUACUCCUCCAUGGAACUCAACUUUUGUUUGUUUGCAUAAUUUUCAGGUUUAUGGUGACAAGUUUCUACACUAAAUAUGAUGGAAUUCAUUUUGUUUUCAAUGCACUGUCACUUCUUGGACUC
Porites evermanni is the source of this 5648-nucleotide messenger RNA. Lineage: Eukaryota; Metazoa; Cnidaria; Anthozoa; Scleractinia; Poritidae. The record is from the annotation of a GenBank genome assembly.